This is a messenger RNA of Diabrotica virgifera virgifera (western corn rootworm), 1900 nucleotides long. RefSeq lists its product as uncharacterized. The coding region runs from base 175 to 1860 and encodes 561 amino acids. The transcript has 2 exons. The record is from RefSeq and is a predicted model, not a curated record. NCBI's taxonomy places the organism in Eukaryota, Metazoa, Arthropoda, Insecta, Coleoptera, Chrysomelidae.
AGUCUCUCUCUCUACGUAAUGUGGAAACACCGGCAACCGGCACUCGGCAUUUCACCGGUUCGAUUCCAACUAUAGAAAUGAUGUAAAAUUGAUAAAAUCAUUAUCAUAUUUACAAUUUGUUUAAUGUUUAUACACAAUGUCAAAUAUCUUUUGAAUUAUUAACGAAGAUCCACCAUGAACGUAGAACAAAAUUCAUUAUCCCACUACCACAAGGCACUACUAGCCACCAGUGCAAGCACCAUAUUGCAGUCAGGAUUACUACUAGAUGAAGAUUUGCAAAUUCUGAUAAACUUUUACAAACACGAUCCCUCAAUCACAUUUCCAGUCUAUACUCCAUCUUUAUUUUUUAGAAUAGGCCUAGCCUCAUUUGUGGGAAGCCUUGUGUUAGCUAACAGAUUCACAAAAUGGCUCGUAUUACCUUCAACAAUGAUGGCGACUGUAGCAACUGUGGUAGAAGUAAAACAGUCUCGCAAAAUCACAAACAGAAAAGAAAUUGUGGAAAAUGUAGUAAAUAUUUCGAAAAAGAUCAACACACUGAAUAGUUCUAUAAAAAAAUAUUUAAAAACGAGAAUUGAUAUAAAAGACAAAAGCCAAAAUGAGUUCUUUCAAGGCUACAACAUACAAACUCACGAAUUUUUGAAAAAUAUGAGGGACGACGAAAAAAUGUUUGUCGUAACCAUCAUGAAUAAUUUGGAAAUCCUUACGAACUAUUCUGAUAACCUAAAAGACGAUUUUAACUUAUUUAAAGACUUCAAACCUUUAGACAAAGUACAACUUGAAAAUAUAGAAGAUGGAUUAAAAUUCAUAAUUCAAGUACAGGAUCUUCAUAUUUGGAUAAUAUCAAAGUUACUUAGCUAUAUUAGUACCGUAUCUCUUGGUCCAAAUAACAAGCUUGAUGCAGCAGCUGUAAAUACCUUAUUUGAUGUAACACUAGAUUCUUUGUUGCGUUUUUUAAAAAAUCACUACGAAGUAACGAGAAAAUCGUUUGCUAGUUUGCGUAGUUCUGUUCAUACAUUACAACAAAUCAGAACGGCCAAAAAUGACAAGCCAAUCAUAUCGAAUAAGCUGCAAAAUACUUUGAUGUCAGCUUUAGAUAAUAUAUCGAUAAUUUACGAAAAAUCUCAAACUAUUUUAACUCGUUUAGAAGUUAGUGAAAGUGAAUCUUCUGAGCACCUAGAUACAGCUCUUCUAGAUCUUAGAAAUCAUACAUACGCAGCAUAUGAAUCGGUUGAUUUACUGUGUCGAUUAUAUGGUAUUUUAACGUCUCAGAAAAUACCAGCUGAGGAAGCAAAAGUGAUACAAGUGAACAGCAACACAGCAAAGCUUCCUACCAUCAACUACGACGAUGAUGUCAAUGUUGUUGAAGAAAAUUAUGAGCUGUACUUGGACAAAGAUUACGAAGAAUCUGUAGAGGAAUCAAGAAGCCAUAAAGAUGAAUCGUCUGCUUACUUAGGCUUGAUGUUGGCUGAAUUACAGCAAUCUUUGAAGAAACAUGAGAGGUUUAUAGAAGCCAAGAAAAAAAGAGGAAGUGUUGACCUCAAAGAGAUUGUUGAAAAGGAAGAAGUGCCUUGUUUUAAUUUGGAUGAAUUAAAAUGUGACGUAAAAAAUGAAGACAAUAAAGAAGUCGAUAAUGGCGCAAAUGCAGCUGUAGCUAGUUUGUCCGUUGUUGAACAACCCAUAUCUCCUGUUCCUCCUCCUCCACCACCUCCAAUGAUUCCAAAAGUGUUUCAGCUGGACGAUGUUUUACCUGCUGAGCCACACUCUAGGUCGAUGUUUGAAGGGAUUAAGAUGUUGUCUAGUCAGUUAGCUAGGGACGAGGAAGUAUUUGGUGAAUCAGGAGAGGAAGACGAAGAUGAUUAGUGUGUUAACUGUGCAUUGAAUAAAAUAUAAACGAAUUUAA